AUGCAGGUGGCUCUCGAGUGCUUGUCUGUGCUGAAAGAUUCCGUGUCUUGGCUUUGCCAGACGCGAUCGCAGGUCGAACUAGAGACGGAGGUAGUUCAGAGCGGAACGCAUUCUCCUUCGAAGACCAAGGCGGCAAUGGCGCCGCAGCCCAACGCUUCUGGGCACGGCUCCCAUGCCGCCACUGCUUGCGUGGCCUCCACUGUGCCGGUCGUGAUAGACUGCUUCUCCAGGGACCGCCUCCGCGCUCCCGCUGAGGAUGUUCUCGCCAAGUUUGCCGUCGAGGAGGCAAGCGACUAG
Ectocarpus sp. CCAP 1310/34 is the source of this 297-nucleotide messenger RNA. Lineage: Eukaryota; Phaeophyceae; Ectocarpales; Ectocarpaceae. The record is from the annotation of a GenBank genome assembly.